AGACUCGGUCUUUAGCGUGGCCUAAUCCGAUUUGCUCCGUUAGCCCAGAACGAAACAACCCGUCCCCAGAAUCAGAUCGACUCCUCCAAAAGCUGCACACGCUUCUUCGCCAAUCUUGACUACCUUUAAUCAUCCCCAUCAAUACCACCACCUCCCUUGGACUAACAAUCCAAAACAACCAGCCAUCCAGAAGCCUUGAGAAUACAUCAAAUAGUUGCUUCAUCAAGAUAUGAGUCGCGCCGGCAAGAUUGCCCCCGAGCAGCUCCCAAUUUUGUUCGUGAAGAAUCUUAACUACGAAGUAUCCUCUGACGCGCUUUGGAAACUCUUCGACCCCGGCGAGGACGGACUCAUCCGUCAAAUCCGACAGGGUAUUUCAGUCGAGGCAAAGGGAACCGCCUAUGUUGUCUUCUGGAACGUUAUGGAUGCGAAGAACGCCCUCGAGAAGCUAAAUGGCUACAACUUCCAGAACCGAUAUCUUGUCGUUCUAUGGCAUCAACCAGAGAAGACCCUCAAGUCAAAAGAUGACCUCCAGGCUCGCAAGGACAAUUUAGCGCAGCUCAAGAUGAAGCAUGGGAUCGAUUGACAAUUAGACGGGCCUGCAGACAGGCUCCAGACCCGUGCCCGUCCCCGUGCUCCGUCUGCAGUCCCGUCUUCUCCAGCUUCUACCUCAUCUAGCUCGAGCUUUUCCUCCUCCACUACGACGUCGAUCAAGAAGGAGCCGACUUCGGUGGCGAAGGACAAGAGGAGCAGACCAGACGACGUCGCCCGACACGCACGAAAGAUCGCGUUGAACUUCGUGCGGGGCAUUAUUCCACAGAAAUCGAACAAGCUAUGCAUGACUUAAAACGUAUCGUAACGGAUCAUCACAUCACAUCUGCGCGGAUGUCCCAAGGCAUUCGGGUCAUGGCAUAACGAUAAUUCGCGAAACGCGCAGUGUUGGCGUUUUGCUGCUAGGCGUGCUAGGUACCCCCUUUUUCAACUUGCGAGUCGCUCUUUAGCAAAACACCUACGGAACGCGGUGGACGUUGGUCAGAUUGAUUCAUGGUUACUCGGUGGUUUUUUUAUUUUUUAUUUUUAUUACGGCAUACUCUUUAUGCCCACAUAGUUAUUUGGCGUUGUGUUCAUGCGGAAGAAUAUGUUAUUAUUCUCGGGGGUUUUUGCUUUGAGGAUUUUCCACUCCUAUUUGAGAAUGCAAAAGACGCUCGUGAAUUGAUUUCCCCUUCAAGAUUGUGUCUUAAUCCUAACUCAAUGCAUUUCUAUCUAUCCAACCGUAG
Messenger RNA from Daldinia caldariorum, 1274 nucleotides. RefSeq names its product pre-mRNA branch site protein p14. Lineage: Eukaryota; Fungi; Ascomycota; Sordariomycetes; Xylariales; Hypoxylaceae. Gene Ontology annotation, molecular function: RNA binding. The transcript has 5 exons. The coding region runs from base 230 to 583 and encodes 117 amino acids. The record is from RefSeq and is a predicted model, not a curated record.